AUGAGUGAAGCUCUUGGUAGACGAGAUGACAUUAUAGAGACCUCUAACAUAACACGCUGGAAUUUUACCAAACUUUUGGAACAUCCCAAAGAAUAUGCACCAGAGGAACCAAGGUCUCCAUUUCCAUUGAGAAUUGAUCUGAAUGCUAAAAUAGCAUUAUGGAAAGGCAACAUAACCAAGCUGAAAGUGAAUGCCAUCACUCAUACAACAAAUGAACAUAUGAAUGAAAGAAACCCAGACAGUGAUGAGCUGUACAGACAGGGGGGAGAGGCUCUCUACCAAGAGGUGCAGGAGGAUCUGAGAGUUUGCAGAACUGGGGAGGCCAAGAUGAGCAAAGGUCACAGCCUGCCGGCCAGAUAUGUUAUUCAUUCUGUGGGGCCUCGGUACAACAUAAAAUAUGUCACAGCUGCGGACAGUGCUCUGUUUUCCUGCUACAGAACUGUGCUACAGAUAUGCAAGGAAUCACAUAUCCGCACAUUAGGCCUUGGUGCUAUUCAUACUUUAAGAAGAAACUAUCCACCGGAUAAAGGAGCCCAUAUUGCAAUACGUACCGUGAGACGGUUUUUAGAGAAACACCUGGAUGCAUUUGAUCUCAUUGUUUUUGUUUGCAAUGAAGAAAAUGCGCAAUUUUAUCGAACCAUUUUACCUUUGUAUUUCCCCCGCGACUCAAGUGAAGAAGAAUAUGCUAUCGACAAUUUACCUAGUGAUAUUGGCAAUGAAGAAGGGGAGCCAUUUAUCAAAGAGAGACAAAUCAGAAUUCUGGAUAAACCAACCUUUGCUGCCUUGAAGGCCAUAAAUUCUGACUUUGAGCAGACUGUUGACCUCAACAAAGAGUUCUUUCAGUCAGUGGCUACUGAUGUUGGUCAUCAUCCAUUUGCCAACAUGGAGGAAAACCCUGACGUAAUUAAAACCUCCAAGAUGCUACAGGCAACCUCGUUGGAGCAGAGAAAAAAGGAAACAAGGAGAAGGUAUGAAAAUUUGAUGAAGCGAGCCAAAGUUGAAGACCUGACAGAUAUCGCAUCACUGCAGUGUUUGUACCGUGGUGGAGUUGACAGAAUGGGUCGUCCUAUCGUUGUGUUUGUGGGCAAAAACUACCCGGCUCAUACUGCAGAUCCAGAAAAGGCUCUUCUCUACUUGAUCCGAGUGAUGGACUCUGUGGUAGACAGUGAUUAUGUUAUUGUGUACUUCCACACAGAGACAACUGGUCGCAACCAGGUAGCCAUGGCUUACUUUAAAAUGGUUUACAAUCUGCUGGAUCACAGAUACAAGAAGAACUUAAAGCAUUUUUAUAUUGUACAUCCAACAUGGUGGUCAAGGCUGGCAACCUGGUUUUUCACCACCUUCACGGCAUCUGACCUCAAGCACAAAGUUCAUAACCUCAAAGGAGUUCAAUUUCUGUUCACCAAGAUGAACCCUGACCAGAUUGAUGUUCCUCAGUUUGUUCAGGAAUACGAUAUCAAGAUAAAUGGCCCUCGCUAUGUGGUGACUGUUUCAAACUCAGAUGACAAUCUGUAA
Molecule: messenger RNA, 1515 nt
Organism: Candidula unifasciata
Lineage: Eukaryota; Metazoa; Mollusca; Gastropoda; Stylommatophora; Geomitridae
Source: the annotation of a GenBank genome assembly